Messenger RNA from Anolis sagrei ordinatus, 365 nucleotides. RefSeq names its product molybdenum cofactor synthesis 2 (gene MOCS2). Gene Ontology annotation, cellular component: cytosol. The record is from RefSeq and is a predicted model, not a curated record. Lineage: Eukaryota; Metazoa; Chordata; Lepidosauria; Squamata; Anolidae. Gene Ontology annotation, biological process: Mo-molybdopterin cofactor biosynthetic process.
GAGGAGGCACUGCUUUGGGGACAGCUGCGCAUGCGCAACGCGAGGCCUCGGCUGCAAAAGGAGUCCUGGGGUCGCCAAUCCUGGCUGCUGCUGCUGCUGCGCCCAUGAGCUGCGAGGUGGAAGUGUUGUACUUUGCAAGAAGUGCUGAGCUUGCCGGUGUCCACACCGAAACCAUUUCAGUGCCCCAACACAUAACAUCACUGCAACUGUGGGAAGAAAUUGUGAAAAAGCAUCCAAGUCUUUCUGCUAUACAGGACCAAGUGGUUUUUGCUGUCCGGCAGGAGUAUGUGCUUCUUGGAGAACAGCUGUUAGACCUUCGCUCUGGGGACGAAGUUGCAAUUAUUCCUCCUAUUAGUGGAGGUUAG